Molecule: messenger RNA, 2302 nt
Organism: Linum trigynum
Lineage: Eukaryota; Viridiplantae; Streptophyta; Magnoliopsida; Malpighiales; Linaceae
Source: the annotation of a GenBank genome assembly
CCCAGGGAAAUAAAACAGGGGACAAAACUGGCAUUUUCCCUCCCAUUUGCCGAUGUCGGGUCGGUUAAAUUUCAAUUCAACCAUGAUUGACGAUUUUUUCAAUGAAAAUUUUAACAGAAGGGCAUGAUUGAUAAUUUUUUCAAAGUACAGGGGCAUGUAAAAAAUAGUAAAGGGACAUGUUUGAUAAAACGUCAUAGUAGAAGAGCAUAUUAUACCUAUAACCCUAAAUUUAAUCAUAAGAAACAGAGAUACGGAAAACAGAGGAGAGGAGGAACCCUAGACGAUGGUUGGAGAAAACGGGAGGCCAUGGGCUGAUCUUUGCCCGGACCUGUUGAACCUGAUCAACGACAAGCUGCCUCAUUACGACGCCGUUCGUCACGCCGUGUUGGGAUCGGUAUGCAAGCCGUGGCGCCAAGUUCACCGCGCCGCUCGUCGCCAGCCGCCGUUGAGACCAUGCCAGCGUUGCAGAGAUCCGCGACCCGCCGGAUACCGCCUUCACUCGAAAACACCGGAACUCGUCGAAUCGACGACCGUCCCGGGUCGCGUUCGGGAAGAAUUGUGCGGCCAAAUCAUCGCUUGCGCCUUGCCGAGCAGGUGGUGGCUUCUGAAGAAGAGUGCAGAUUCCCCCGGCGGCGAAAUCACUGGUUGCUUCAAUCCCUUUCUCCCGUGGCCCCACAAUCACAGCAAACUGCCCUUGCUCCCCGCUUCCCUCACCGACUCCUCACCCAGGGGUAUCAGAGCCGGUUUCUCCGCGCCGCCGACGAGCGAUCCGGCCGCCGGCGAUUGGACCAUCCUCGUGGCCGGCGCCGGCGGCGGGGCUACUUUUAGUACUUACCGGCGGGGUGGUCGUUUCUGGAAGAGAUACAGCUGUGACUACUUGGAGGGGCAGCAUUGCUUGGGAGUCGGGUUUCAGGGGAGAGAUUUCUUUUGCCUGUUCGAGAGGGGAGAUGUUGUGAUAUUCGGAAUCGACGGCGGAGCGGGCACCAGAACGUUGUUAGCAGAUGCUCCUCCUCCUCGCCCUCAACCUCCACUAAUUUCUGAUCUGACAGUUGUUGAGAGGGAUGGAGAGCACGUGUUGAUGAGUUGGGAGGAGAGAGGCUAUGAUGAAACAGGGGAUUUUCGGCUUGCAGAGGCAGAGGAUGCGGCAGAGGCGGAGGCGGAGGCAGGGGAAAACAGGGGAAGAGCGGUGGUUUUUGUUACAGAGCACGCGUGGAACUACAUUGAUCUGGACGCGUCCAUCCCGUACAGGAUUCGCCUCAAAUUGGAGGAUGAAUCCAUCGUCUACAAAUGGCCGAGCAGCGGCUGGACGCUGCGGCAGGAUUCGCACAGCUUUCAGAUCGUCAGUUGCUUCAAUCCCCUGCUCCCCUGGCCUCAGAAUUACAUAAGGCUCCCCGACCGUUCCAGAAUGCUAACACGUCGCAAUUCGCGGCGGCGGAUCAUCGCGGCCUUCUCGAGGGAUCCCACGGCGGCGGCCGGAGACUGGACCAUCCUCGUCGUCGGGGCGUGGCCGUGGAGUCUCAGCACGUUCCGCCGCGGGGACUGCUUCUGGAAGAAUUACCACCAUUACGACGGCCGCUCCUCCGGUGAAGAUUACCGGAGCGAGACCGACUGCGUGGGGAUUGGGUUCUGGAAGGGCAGAUUCUUCUGCCUGUUCGAAAGCGGAGACGUUUUGAUUUUCGGAACCCGCGAUGGCUACCAGCGGAGGAUGCUGGCACCGCUUCGUCCCCUUCAGCCUGGCCGCCUGUGCGAUAAUCCGCAAAUCGUGGAGGUAGGAGGAGGCACAGAUUGGGAAUCUUGUGUGGUGGUGAGUUGGGAGCGAGUUUCGGAUAGACACUGCGGCUGCGACGGCGGCGGAGGAACUGGAAGGAGAUGGCGGCUUGCUAAAGUGGAGAGGAGAAGAAAGGAAGAAACGGAGAGAAUGGUACAAUUAGCGGACAAAGAAAGGAUGGUUAUCGUUAGGGGAAAACCCAACCACAGGAUCAUGAGAGGACUUAGCUUGAAAAUGCAUUGAAGAUAGAAAAAAGAGUUUGGUUUAGCGGUUAAAUUGUUGAUUUAUAAUGUGGAGAUGAAUCUCGUCGAGAGCAAAUAUAAAAAAAAUGCAUGUAUGUUUUUUUUUUUCGAAUUUUUAAUAUAGUUCUCACCUCAAUACUACGACAUAGUAUACGUGAUCUAAUGACAUACAUGACCCAUUAGUAUGUGAUAUUUCUCGUAUUUCAUUAUUGGCAUACCGUGCAAUGAAGCUAUGUUGUUAGGGUGUUAUGUUAGCAAUAUAUAAUUAGUAGAAUAAAUAAUUAAUAGGGUU